GACAUCUGUCGAACUACUUCGUGAAGCAAUUUUAUAUUCCAAUAUUUUUGUUAAUAUUUUAUUGAUAAUAAAUAAUCUAUAAUCAUGACUCAACCGAAGCCGUUGGUUCUCAACGAUCUGUUGAUACAGAAUGUGAAUACUUGGGGUAACGUCCAGUAUAAUAUUCCGCUUCGGGUUUCGAGCAAUGAGACAAGAACUGGCACCAGCAUCGCUCUGCGGCAUAUACCUGCUAUACCGCAUAGCUUGGACUGUAAAAUCGAUGACCCGCUACCGGAACGUGUAAGAGGUCGGGACAUGGUUGUUGAGAAAGAGACAUACAAGACAACAACUGGAGAGUAUUGUGUCAAACCAAACCCGAACAAGGCGAUGGAGCGCUCAGACUGCGCUAUCAACUGCAGGCGAGUGAUCUUCAUGACAGGCGUUGAAAAAGAAUUACAAGGGAAGUGUAUAAGGCAGCCUCUGAUGCUGUCAGACAUGAAAGACAAUUACAGAGGGCUUUCUAAGUCUGAAUUGGCGCCACCAGAAAUUGAAGUGAAGGCUCCGGAUCCUGAAUAUAUUUUUGAUGCUAUCGCAGCCGGCAGAAAUGAAGUUCCAGCAAUAUCCGACACUUCGGGUGGAUUUCGAAAACAAAUGGAUCCUUACUUGUCAACCUACAGAAAUUAUCACAGACCAUUCACCUCCGAUGAUCUGUACGGCAUAGGAGCUAAAGAUCACAUUACAUUUUACUCGGAGUCCAAUACACCCAAAGUAAAAGGUUUUGGACCUCGACACAAGGAAGUAUGGAUGCCUCUGACGGCUACGGUUCAUCGCGGCGUUUAUGACAGAAUUCAUGUGAAGAAGGAAUUUAAGGAAGUGGCUGCUUCUCAUAAUCCUGUCAAAAAUUUAAAAGGGGCUUUCAUCUCAGAAACGAAAAACAAAUAUAAGAAUCCGUUCGUACAAUCUGCCCUCGCGUCGUGGAACCAUGGCGAGAUGUUCGACUUGGCUCCGUACCCUCCGAAUCCCUUCCAAACGAACAUCGCACCGUUCAUGUACUGCAGUGACUAUUGCCAUAUAGCCCAAGGAACCCCACCGUACACAGUCAUCGAUCAAAUUAACCACCAAAUGCCACCGCAUAAGCAUUGUGUUAAAAGAUACAUAGUCUCAACAGAUUCAACAGAUUAAGAUCCACUUUCAAACUCUUUCCAAACGUUAUGUUUGAUGUACUACCGCCCCAAGCCUUUAAUAUGGCUAUAAAUGGAAUUUAUUUAAAUAAAAGUCAGAGAAACAUUUCA
Messenger RNA from Trichoplusia ni (cabbage looper), 1271 nucleotides. RefSeq lists its product as uncharacterized. The coding region runs from base 85 to 1161 and encodes 358 amino acids. NCBI's taxonomy places the organism in Eukaryota, Metazoa, Arthropoda, Insecta, Lepidoptera, Noctuidae. The record is from RefSeq and is a predicted model, not a curated record. The transcript has 6 exons.